GACGGAGGGAAAGCACACACUGAGCUGAGCACCUGCUGAGCACAUCAACAGCAAGAGACAAAGACGCUGCAAGACAACAACAACAAAAAAAACUGUCACCUGUUACCAUGAAGGCCACACUCGCAACCAUCGCUGUGAUCGUCCUGGCUCUCAGCUGCACCUCUGAAGCCGUGCAAGUUGAAGAGAAUGGAUUGUCUUUCUCCCUCGAAGCCGUCAAGAGACUUCAGGAGCUGUCAGGGGGCAGUGCUGCAACUGAGGUGCAAAACCCUCGUCUCAGAGCGAGCACCGUGUCCCUGUGUGCCGACCCCAUGCUCCCUCAAGAGUUCCUGCCCCUCUGCAGGCAGAGAGGAGCGUCUGCAUCCCUCACCAGACUAGCUGCAGUUCCCAUGGACGUCUGUGAGAUCUGCGCCUUUGCCGCUUGCACUGGCUGCUAAGCAAACAAACCCAGCAAGCCAGAAACAUCUCGCCCAGCUUAAGACUUGUGAUUUUUCUUCCUUCCCCUCAAAACUGUUUCAGGGAACUUAAAAAACAUCUGCCAGCAGCGAUGAGAGUAUGACUCUUGUUCCCUGAAUACAGAGGUUCUAACUCAGGCCCGUAAGACUAAAACUAAACCCAAAAUGAAAAAGAAAACCGGAAAAUCAGACAAACUGAAAACUGUUACUUUGUAGAAUAUUAACCACUUUGACGGUUAUACUCAUACUUUUUUUUGGAAUUGACAUUCUUUGUUACAUUUCUGUCUUACCACGCUUUGUAUAUGUAUUUAAAAGAAAAGUUUCUUUUUCAUUUUUCCUUUUUUAUUUACAUUGUUUGAAUAAAAAGCUUUCAUUGA
Messenger RNA from Labrus mixtus (cuckoo wrasse), 829 nucleotides. RefSeq names its product guanylin family protein. Bases 108 to 434 code for a protein of 108 amino acids. Gene Ontology annotation, cellular component: extracellular region. The transcript is spliced from 3 exons. The record is from RefSeq and is a predicted model, not a curated record. Gene Ontology annotation, molecular function: guanylate cyclase activator activity. NCBI's taxonomy places the organism in Eukaryota, Metazoa, Chordata, Actinopteri, Labriformes, Labridae.